Pseudozyma hubeiensis SY62 is the source of this 360-nucleotide messenger RNA. RefSeq lists its product as hypothetical. The transcript has a single exon. Bases 1 to 360 code for a protein of 119 amino acids. Gene Ontology annotation, cellular component: mitochondrion. The record is from RefSeq and is a predicted model, not a curated record. NCBI's taxonomy places the organism in Eukaryota, Fungi, Basidiomycota, Ustilaginomycetes, Ustilaginales, Ustilaginaceae.
AUGAAAGUAGCACCAUCCUCAUCAGCAGUGUCAUCACUCAAAGCACUGCAAGCCAAAGUCUUCGGCACCUCGUACAACCCAACCAACGCGAGGACAGGCGCCAAGUACCUCCGUGCAAGGUUACAGGGCCCUUCCAUGUUGAGCUACUACCCACCCACGGUCAACUUCCGAGCGAUCGAAAAGCUCGCCCCCGGCUUGGGAAGGUUGCAGGACGUCAGGGAGAUUCAGAGGGAGAAGGACGUCGAGAGGAAGAAGAUGCUCGGCAAAGGUCCACCUAAGAAAGGUAAGUUGGCGGGCGGAGAAGAGAAGAUCCACAAGAGACUUUGUACUGACGAAUCUGACUUUUUGAACGAUGAAUAG